Molecule: messenger RNA, 2788 nt
Organism: Dicentrarchus labrax (European seabass)
Lineage: Eukaryota; Metazoa; Chordata; Actinopteri; Moronidae
Gene: pawr
Product: PRKC, apoptosis, WT1, regulator
Exons: 7
Coding region: 272-1357 (361 amino acids)
Biological process (GO): positive regulation of apoptotic process; apoptotic process
Cellular component (GO): cytoplasm
Source: RefSeq, a predicted model, not a curated record
GGGUGUUUUCGGACUCGCCCGGUGAGCCAGAGGGCAGAGCGAGCGCAGCGGCUCUCAGCGCUCGAGACUAGCGCCAUUCAUCCGAGCGGACCGCGGGCACACCUGGUCGAACCGAAGAGAGCAGCUCCGACUCAAACAGCUCCACACAGCACCCGGGUUAAUCACUUGAGGAAUGCGGUGCCAUUAGGACGGGAGCCGAGAGCUGAAAGUUCAACUUAAAGUUCAUUUUCCACUAAACGUGCCGAACUUUUAUUAAAAAAGAAAAGGGAUAAUGGCCACAGGCGGGUUUAAGUCAAACGCCCCGACAGACUUUUUGGAGGAAUGGAAGGCAAAACGGGAGAAAAUGAGAGCCAAAAUGCUGGGGGACAUUGCCGCAGCGAGCGGUGCUCCCAUGGGUGCCGGAAACCCAAACAGCACCAGCAACAACAGCGGCCGCCACGCAGCUCCGCCGGGCACCGAGCUCACCAACAACGGCAACCCGGACCGGAGCGCCUCCACUGGGAACUGCCUCCCCUCCUCCUACUCUGUGGCUCGGUCCUCCUCCGGCACAGCUUUGAAGAGACCCGAGGAGGAAACGCACCACCCUGCUGCCCACCCUGCUGCCCACCCCGCUGCCCACCCCGCUGCACCCACAGCCACCCCGGGGAGCAACCUGAAGAAAGCUCCGCCUCAGAUGGAGAAGGCUCAGUGCGCUUCCCCGGACUCCAGCCCCAUGGCGUGCAAUGACAGUGACAAAGAAAGUCCAUCGCCCAGCAAAGCCAAGGAGAAGAAUAGCUCUGGUCCCAGUGCCAGAAAGGGGAAAGGACAGAUCGAGAAGAGGAAGUUGAGGGAAAAGAGGAGAUCAACAGGUGUUGUCAGCAUACCAUCCAACGAGAGCCUGGAUGAGCUGGACGAUGACGACACAGGGGAGAAGAACCGGAGGGAGGAGGAGGAGCUAGUUCAGGCCAACACUUUCCAGAACGAGGCCAUGACAGCUGACCCUGCCACCGGCCACUUAAUGGAAACCCCCAGAUCUGGGAGCGGCCGCCACAAGAGCUCUGCAGGGCCAGGAUCUGAAGAAGAGGUGGGUGGAGGGAACAGCAGACAACGGCACAACCGUCACAGCAGAGAUGGAGGAGCUGCAGCUCCAGGAAGUUUGGAGAAAAGGAUGGAGGAGCUGGAGAAGGAGCUGGCCAGAGAGCGUCAAGAGAACGUCAGGUUGUUGAAGGCCCACCAGGACAAAGACGACCUCAUCGGGAAGCUGAAGGAGGAAAUUGACUUGCUGAACAGAGACCUGGAUGACAUUGAAGAUGAGAACGAGCAACUCAAACAGGAGAACAAGACUCUGCUGAAAGUGGUGGGUCAGCUGACGAGGUAGAACCACCCUCAACGAACAACCCAGCGCCUCCCCUUCUCCCCCCUCACGCGUCUCCCUUCUCUCCUUUCUCCUGAACUCCCACCCUGGGUCAAGUCCAGCAGCAUGGCCUUUUCUCUGUUUGAUUCUGUCUGUUAGAGGUGAAACUGUAAAGUAGUCGUCCUCGGCCUCUCAGCCUUAAAUACGCCCCCUCGAGGAGGAUUUAUCCCGUUUGUUGUGAAAGCCAAGCGAACUAGGGGCUAACGUUCUCCUGUCCUGACAAUCUCAUGGGGAUUGUCUGUCAUCGUAUACAUAUUUAAUGUAAAUUUAUUGUAUAUAGGCCAUUUAGAUUGUUCAUGUUUUUGAUUUUUUUUUUUUUGAUAAGGUCUUAAAAAGCAAAAGUUAAAUGAAUGUAUGUGCUGCACAAAACAAGCGCGCACAAAAUCUUUUAAAAUCUUGUUUAGAGGUUAAAAUAAGUCUCUACGUCAGCGCACACAGCAGCCACCCAGGUAAAUUUCAAAAAAGAUCUCCAGUGUUGCAGUGUUUGAAUUGAGUCUGAUUGCAGUUUCAUUAGUGAACGUGUGUGACGAUGGAGCUUCUGUUGAGGAACUCUUGGACCAAAUUCAACAUAAUUACUGCUACAGUACCAUCAGCCAAAGUAGGCAUCAUGCCUUGCAAUGCGUGUGAGAUUUUUUUUCUUUUUUUGUCAAUUCUUAAAAAAUAGUUCAAGCCUGGUGCUUUAUUAAUGAACAUUCGUGUCAGAUUAACUAACUCCGAUCAUUUCUUGAUACAUUUGAAUCCUAAUAGGGCGUCCACAAACAUUAAUACAGAAAAUUCUGUUUUUAUAAUAUUUCCAAUUAAAAUGAUUUCACAAGCAAGACUCUAUACCAAUUAUAUGCUUCGCGCAUUUCAAAAUUAACAUCUGAGUAUUACUUGUCCUUGAUGAAAUGUUUCAGGGUCCAACCCUUGUCUAGUAUAUAUGUGGGUUCUUUUUUAAAAAAGCAUUUUGCUCUCUGUAAUUCGUUUACAAGUUAUGUCUUUGCAAUAUUUGAUAGACGUUUAGCUGCUCUGUUUAUGGCAUCUAAGAUGUGUGGAGUGAGCUACAGUGCAUUUUUUUUUGUAUGACAACCAAAUGAACCGAAGGAACAUACUAUUUGAAAUGCAUCUCUUUUGUUUACUCAAGGGAACAGGGCUUGGCUGGUAGUGGCAUUUUACUUUUCUGUAUUUAGUAUUAGACAUUUUAUUCCACUGGGGAGCUGCUCAGUGAGCGUCGCAAUUAAUCUAUAGGUUUUAGCCCGUCGAUAGAUAAAUCUGCUUCCACGUACAUUCACGUAUUUUGGGGUUAAAGAUCAUCCCCUCGCAGACAGACAUCACAGACCCAUCUCUCUUCCCAUUACAUUAUGCAUGUACAGAAGAUUAAGACAUUUAAUAAAAGUUUGAUUAUCUCUCUCCUCA